AUGUGGUUGAUAUGGAAGAACAGAAACUCGAUUCUAUAUGCUGAUACGCAGGAUUCCACUUCAAGGAUGCUUCAAGACAUGAAGGAGGAAGUGGACCAAUGGUUCUUUUUAAACUCAACGACAGCAGGAGUUGACAGUUCACGAACCGGAGUAGCAGAGGAUGAUAAAUGGCAACUGCCCGAGAUUGGAGUACUAAAAUGCAAUAUACACGCCAACUGGAGGAAUGCUUUCUUGCAUAGCGGGGUUGCUUGGAUAACAAGGGAUCAUGAAGGUAAUGUUUCGCAUCACUCAAGAGAUGCACUAUGCCAUAUGCCAAAUCGAAUGGUAGCAGAGCUCCAAUGCGUGUUGUGGGCUAUGAGAAGUCUGCGCGAUUUGCAGAUGACUAAGGUAACCAUUGCACUUGACUAUCAGGAAGUGAUGGAAGCUAUAAUCUCUCCUCAGAAAUGGCCAGGGUUCCGUAAUCUCUUGGAACAGGUGGAGAAGCUUAAAGGUGAGUUUGAAAGCUUAACGUUUGAAUGUGUUAAGGCGUCUUCAAAUGGAAUAGCCAGAGAUAUUGCUAAGAGUGUGCUGCGGGAUGGAAGAUAUCAAUCCUACUUGGCAUUGGGAGGCCCUUCCUGGUUGCACGACCGCAUCUUGAGAGAAAAUCAGAGAAGCAACGUUUGA
This is a messenger RNA of Raphanus sativus (radish), 663 nucleotides long. RefSeq lists its product as uncharacterized. The record is from RefSeq and is a predicted model, not a curated record. Bases 1 to 663 code for a protein of 220 amino acids. The transcript has a single exon. Gene Ontology annotation, molecular function: nucleic acid binding; RNA-DNA hybrid ribonuclease activity. Lineage: Eukaryota; Viridiplantae; Streptophyta; Magnoliopsida; Brassicales; Brassicaceae.